Pelodiscus sinensis (Chinese soft-shelled turtle) is the source of this 2190-nucleotide messenger RNA. The record is from RefSeq and is a predicted model, not a curated record. NCBI's taxonomy places the organism in Eukaryota, Metazoa, Chordata, Testudines, Trionychidae.
GUUAACCCGGAGGGUGGAGAGCCAGGGCCCGUGGAGGGAGAGGUGAUGAGCAUGGGUGAGAGGUGGGAGGUGUGAAAGAUCGAGCCGGAUUGCAGGCCUGGGAGGGACAGGAAAGUCUGCGCGGCAGAGGGGCUGAGAGAGGAUGCUAGAAGAUGGACGAGGUGGCUGUGAAGCAGGGUUUGCUGUACCUCCAGCAGCAGCAGACCUUCGGGAAGAAAUGGAGGAAGUUCUGGGCCGUGCUGUACCGGGAGACCCCCUGCUCCUGCGCCUACCUGGAGCUCUACGAGGGCUCCGGGCCCCCCGCCCCCGAGAAGCCCAAGAAAGCAGAGAGCGGCAAGAAGCUCAUUAAGCUGAGUAACUGCGUGCACGUGUCUGAGGCGAACGGGGACACCAGCAGCCCCAAGGAGACUGUCCCCUUCAUCCUGGAGCGAACGCCCCUUGUGUCACGUGUCCUGGCUUUACGUGCGAUCACUUUUGCAAUGUUGAAAUGGAGGAAGUUCUGGGCCGUGCUGUACCGGGAGACCCCCUGCUCCUGCGCCUACCUGGAGCUCUACGAGGGCUCCGGGCCCCCCGCCCCCGAGAAGCCCAAGAAAGCAGAGAGCGGCAAGAAGCUCAUUAAGCUGAGUAACUGCGUGCACGUGUCUGAGGCGAACGGGGACACCAGCAGCCCCAAGGAGACUGUCCCCUUCAUCCUGGAGACCACGGACAAGCGCUACCUGCUGGCCACGGACAGCACCGAGGUGGCCCAUUGGGUUGGCGCCCUCUGUGAGGUGGCCUUCGCGAGGAGCCGGGAGGAGCGGAAGGCGCCCGCGGGGAAGGAUGGUCAACUGGGCUUGCUAGCCAUGGAGGAGAACUCCCUCUACAGCUCCACGAUCAAAGGGGCGCCCACGAGGGAGUUCCGCGUGGCAGUCCGGACCACGGAGUCCUCUGAGCGCUGCCAGCUGUGGGGCAGCUUCCUCCUGCGGGCUGAGGAGGAGGCGCUGGAGCUGUGGGACCUGCAGACGGGGAGCAUGCUGUACGCCUGGCCGUACAGGUUCCUGCGGCGGUUCGGACGGGACAAGGUGACCUUCUCCUUCGAAGCCGGCCGCAGAUGCACCUCUGGAGAAGGCAACUUUGAGUUUGAGACGACGCAAGGCAACGAGAUCUUCCAGGUCAUCGAGUCAGCCAUCAACGUGCAGAGGGGCCUCGGGGCCCGGCGGACGACGCUUUCAGGGUUCCCGUGCCGCUUGGAGGGGAAACCAGCCAAGGGCAAAUCCGUGAAGCCCACCACCAGCUGCCCCCUGUCCGGGGAGCCCACCCGCAGCUACACCGCCCCUGCUGACCCCGAGGUGCCCUACGCGGAGCCCCGCGACUCCAUCCGGCUGAACCCGCAGGGCAGAGCCAAGACCAUGGAGCGGGCGCGGAAGGCGGUGGCUCAGAACAAGGCGGCCCCCGAGUGCGAGUACGCCGUGCCCUUCGACACCAUCCUUCCUGUGCGGCUUCUGUACGACAGCAUCGACGAGGUGGGCGCCAAGAAGCGGAACCACACGCUCCCGCACUCCAAGCCAGAGCACAUUUACGACGAGCCCGAGGGCCUGCAGGCCCACUCCGUGUACGACGAGCCCGAGGAGGUCCGAGGCGAGGCCUGGAAGCUGCAGGCCACCGCGGAGGACCCUGUGGGCCACGAGUACCCCUACAACCCGCAGCGGGAUGACUACUCCGUGCCCAAGAGGGCCGUGCCCAUCCUAUGCCCCGUCGCCGGCCCAGGGGACGACUGGCUCGGGGAGACGGAGUAUGACAACGUGGCCCUGAAGUUCAUGAAGAAGAACGCGCAGUGAGGGGGGGCGGAGGAGGAGAAAAAGGACUUUCCAUGCUGCCGGGCCACUUGGCCCCGGGUUCUCGAGCCCGGGCGGAGACAUGUCCAAGAGCCGUUGCUCUGCGGGGCGAAUGCUGGGUCCGCCUGGUGGCUGAAAGCCUGUUUGGGCCUAACUGUCCGGCAGGGGAGAAUGAGAGAACCCAAGUACCUGGCCCUUGGGCCGAGACUGACUAUACGCAGGGCAGGGUCCAUGACUUGCUGUAUAUUGCUUGCUGCACUCACACGGUGGUGGCAAUUCAUGUUUAAAGUACAAAAAACACUGCCCCCAAGGGCCGGGGUUACUCUUCCCUGCCCAGAAGGUGUCCCUGGGCAUUGCUAUUAAAAACCGCAGUCAA